Messenger RNA from Balearica regulorum gibbericeps (East African grey crowned-crane), 1069 nucleotides. The record is from RefSeq and is a predicted model, not a curated record. NCBI's taxonomy places the organism in Eukaryota, Metazoa, Chordata, Aves, Gruiformes, Gruidae.
UUUGAAAAUUAAUGCUGUAAUUAAAGAAUGAAUUUUAACUCUAACAAAGCACAGUGGUUUUCAUUUAUAAACAUUAAUACAACCCAUUAAAUACAUGCAUAGUUUUGUGCAAGACUUAAGCCUACUUGAAGCAGUGCCAAUUGCUGGAAAGGUGAGCCAUGUCUUUCCAUUCCGGGCGAGGAUGUCCCCGUGCUCAGGGGGGACCAGGAGCAAGAACUUCAACACAGACCUACCGCCCUCAGAACCUACGGCAGCUUCACCCGCAACAGCCCUCCGUACAAUACCAGUAUGACCAGCAACCUGCCCCUCCAACAACCUAUUCAAACCCUCCAACCACCAGUUAUAUGCCUCCCAGGCCAGACUUCGUGCCCUAUCCUCCUCCAGUGCCCCCUUCCACACAAAAUCCCAUCAGCCAGUGUCCGAUGAGGCCACCAUUUCCAAACCACCAGAUAAGGCAGAGCUUCCCAGUGCCUCCGUGCUUCCCUCCUGCUCCUCCACCAGUGCCAACUCCUAGUGCCACUCCUGUGCCAGGAACUCCUGCUGGGCAAAGCACCUUUCCUUACCUGAUGCCUCCUCCCACAGUACCGCAUCCUCCUCCCCCACCAGUCAUACCGCAGCAAGUCAACUACCAGCCUGUGUACUCUGCAGCCUAUUCACAGCAAUCCUUCCCACCACCGAACUUCAAUAGCUAUCAGCACAACACUGCCUCCUUUCAGAGCAGCGCUACCAACAGCAGUGGCAGCAGCAGCCAUUUUCGGCACACGGGUCAGUACCAGGGAGAGAAGUCGCAAAGUGAUCGACGGUCUCCAGAGAGGAGCAAGCACUACGAUGAGCACCGACAUCGUGAACACAGUCAUAUCCACAGUGACAGGCAUCGGUCCACUAGCCAUGGAGAUCGUCGGGAUCGAGGCCGGAGUCCAGAUAGGAGGAGGCAGGAAAGCAGUCGGCACCGGACAGAUUAUGACAGAGGAAGGUUGUCGCCUCAUCACAGAAGUUAUGAGCGUAACAGCUUGGGAGGUAGCCAGUACUCGGGUCUGAUGGAAAGACCUAUUGUUUUGACAUCUUUCAG